Molecule: messenger RNA, 2015 nt
Organism: Drosophila mojavensis
Lineage: Eukaryota; Metazoa; Arthropoda; Insecta; Diptera; Drosophilidae
Gene: Mettl3
Product: N6-adenosine-methyltransferase MT-A70-like protein
Exons: 3
Coding region: 78-1931 (617 amino acids)
Cellular component (GO): nucleus; RNA N6-methyladenosine methyltransferase complex
Molecular function (GO): mRNA (2'-O-methyladenosine-N6-)-methyltransferase activity; mRNA m(6)A methyltransferase activity
Source: RefSeq, a predicted model, not a curated record
GCAUCAGCAGUCUUAUCUGUCAUAAUUAAUGUAAACAAAACUGAAUUAUCCGGCGACGAAAAGAAAUCAUACAAAUAAUGGCCGAUGCAUGGGACAUAAAGUCACUUAAGACAAAGCGCAAUACUCUGCGCGAGAAGCUGGAAAAGCGUAAAAAGGAACGGAUCGAUAUACUUUCUGACAAACAAGAGGACCAGUCCAACCCAAAAAAAGAGCUUGUUGAAGCCGAUGUGGACGUACAGAAGGCUGUACUUCAGACACUCAGUGCUAGCACUCUCGUCCUUCCCAUUGUCUCAACGCAAGUGGUCGAUAAAGUCGGCUGCCUAAUAGAGAAGCCUCCAACGAUGGAAAUGGUCAACUUUAUACUUGGGAAGCUAGCCAAUCAGGGCGCAAUUGGUAUAAGGCAUGUCACAAUUGGCACAGAAGCGGGAUACGAAGUGAUAUCUGUACAAACCAAGGAGCUAUUGGAAAUAUACGACGAUAUUAACGACAGUUGCCAGCAGAAUGAGGAAACUGAUGCGAAGCGAAAAUUAGAAUCUGGGCAGGAUGAGGAGAACGAUGAUGACCAGUUACAGCGUAAAAUACAAAAAAUGGAUUCAGGAAGCGCACGCAAAGAGUCAACCAGUCUGGAUGCAUCGGAUGACAUCAUGAUGCUGUUGUCCCUGCCUUCAACACGAGAGAAGCAAAGCAAACAGGUCGGCGAGGAGAUACUCGAAUUGCUGACCAAACCGACGGCCAAGGAACGCUCCGUGGCCGAAAAGUUCAAAUCCCACGGAGGUGCACAAGUCAUGGAGUUCUGCUCCCAUGGAACCAAAAUCGAGUGCCUCAAGGCUCAGCAGGUAGCCAAUGAAAUGGCAGCAAAAAAGAAACUCGAGCGUCGCGAGGAGAAAGAGCUUCGCAAUGCUGUCGCUGCCGAUGGAGCCAUUGCCAAUAGCAGCAAGCUAGUCAAGCUGAGUUCCGAGGAUGCCGAAGAUGGCGAGAUCAUAGCGGAGAACCUAAACAACUGUGAGGCCGACUCGCAGGAGUCCACAGAUGAUAGCGAAUCCUCCGGUGACUCGGACAAAUGCACAAAACUGCACUUUAAGAAAAUCAUUCAAUCCCACACGGACGAGUCGCUGGGCGAUUGCAGUUUCUUGAACACCUGCUUCCACAUGGCCACUUGCAAGUACGUGCACUACGAGGUGGAUACGCUGCCACAUAUCAACACGAAUAAGCCGACGGAUGUGAAGACUAAGCUCAGCAUGAAACGAAGCAUCGACUCCAGUUGCACUCUCUAUCCGCCGCAGUGGAUUCAGUGUGAUCUUCGAUUUCUGGACAUGACGGUGCUCGGUAAAUUCGCUGUCGUCAUGGCCGAUCCCCCAUGGGACAUACAUAUGGAGCUGCCGUAUGGCACCAUGUCGGACGACGAGAUGCGCGCACUAGGCAUACCAGCACUGCAGGAAGAAGGCCUGAUAUUCCUAUGGGUAACGGGGCGUGCCAUGGAACUGGGACGUGAUUGCCUGAAGCUCUGGGGCUAUGAGCGUGUCGAUGAGCUGAUCUGGGUGAAAACGAAUCAGCUGCAGCGCAUCAUACGCACUGGCCGCACCGGUCACUGGCUGAAUCACGGCAAGGAGCACUGCCUGGUCGGCAUGAAGGGCAAUCCGACAAAUCUGAAUCGCGGCCUCGACUGUGAUGUCAUCGUCGCAGAGGUGCGCGCUACCAGUCACAAGCCCGACGAGAUCUAUGGCAUCAUUGAGCGCCUCAGUCCGGGCACCCGAAAAAUCGAGCUCUUCGGCCGACCGCACAACAUUCAGCCAAACUGGAUAACGCUGGGCAAUCAAUUGGAUGGCAUUCGCCUAGUCGACCCCGAGCUAAUUACCCAAUUCCAGAAGCGUUAUCCCGAUGGCAACUGCAUGUCGCCCACGGCGGCGGCAGUGAACGCGAUUAAGAACUAAACAAAUAUACGGACAAAAAUAUAAUUCUUAUUACAACUUUUAUAAAUACUAGUAUGUUAAGAUUAAAGUAAAUAUUUAAAUAGA